CCACCGCUGCUGCUACAUCAUCUAUUAGGCUCGGACAGCAGCCCUCUUCUCUCCUAGAAUUGGGGCUUGUUUGAAAGCUACGCUAGCCUGGCGGGAAUACGCUGGGUGUUAGCAUCCUUAUUAAAGCGAGGCCUGGACUGGGGGAGACAUUUUAGAACAAUGCAGCCUUUUCAAACGGGUCGCUGACCAGGUGUGUCAACCGAAGCCAGCCCCGCGGAGAGAACUCUUGCUUUAGUAGUUUCGUUUUGAGAUAAGGAACUUCAAACUGGCUGAAAUGGACGAACAAAGUGUCGAGAGCAUCGCGGAGGUGUUUCGCUGCUUCAUCUGCAUGGAGAAGCUGCGGGACGCUCGCCUCUGCCCGCAUUGCUCCAAACUCUGCUGCUUCAGCUGCAUCCGGCGGUGGCUGACGGAGCAGAGGGCCCAGUGUCCACACUGUCGGGCGCCGCUGCAGCUGCGGGAGCUGGUCAACUGUCGCUGGGCGGAGGAGGUGACCCAGCAGCUGGACACCCUGCAGCUCUGCAGCCUGACCAAGCACGAGGACAACGACAAGGACAAGUGUGAAAACCACCAUGAGAAACUGAGUGUUUUCUGUUGGACCUGUAAGAAAUGCAUCUGUCACCAGUGCGCUCUGUGGGGAGGCAUGCACGGUGGCCACACUUUCAAGCCUCUGGUGGAGAUUUACGACCAGCAUGUGACCAAGGUGAAGGAGGAGGUGGCAAAGCUGCGGCGCCGCCUCAUGGAGCUCAUCAGCCUGGUGCAGGAAGUGGAGAGGAACGUGGAAGCCGUCAGGGGGGCGAAGGACGAGAGGGUCAGAGAGAUCCGGAAUGCUGUGGAAAUGAUGAUCGCUCGUCUGGACAACCAGCUCAAAAACAAACUCAUCACCCUCAUGGGCCAGAAGACGUCCUUGACCCAGGAGACGGAGCUGCUGGAGUCGCUGCUGCAGGAGGUGGAGCAUCAGCUUCACUCCUGCAGUAAAAGCGAACUGAUCUCCAAGAGCCCAGAGAUCCUGCUGAUGUUCCAGCAGGUCCAUCGGAAGCCCAUGCAGUCCUUCGUCACCACGCCGGUGCCCCCAGACUUCACCAGUGAACUGGUUCCUGCCUAUGACUCCAGCACUUUUGUUCUAGUCAAUUUCAGCACCCUGAGGCAGCGGGCCGAUCCGGUCUACAGCCCUCCUCUGCAGAUAUCCGGCCUCUGCUGGAGGCUCAAAGUCUACCCUGAUGGAAACGGUGUCGUCCGUGGAAACUAUUUAUCCGUGUUUCUGGAGUUGUCAGCCGGACUUCCUGAAACAUCGAAAUACGAGUACCGUGUGGAGAUGGUCCAUCAGGCCUCCAGUGACCCAACCAAGAACAUCAUCCGGGAGUUUGCCUCUGACUUUGAGGUCGGGGAAUGCUGGGGCUACAACCGCUUCUUCAGGCUGGACCUCCUGGCCAGCGAGGGCUACCUGAACAUGCAGACCGACACGCUCGUGCUCCGCUACCAGGUGCGCUCACCUACGUUCUUCCAGAAGUGCAGAGAUCAGUACUGGUACAUCAGCCAGCUGGAGUCUGCCCAGAGCGGCUACAUUCAGCAGAUCAACAACCUCAAAGAGAGGCUGGCCAUCGAGCUGUUUCGCCGCCAGACGUCUCGCAGCUCCUCGCCCCCCGACCUGAGACCCGCCGCAGGCGCCGCCACCUCCGAACGAGAUCCCCGCUCGGCGAAAACCGACGAGGACGCUCAGGCCACUUUGGGCAGCACCAAAAAAGGCGACGAAGAGGAGCGGACCCAGCACGACGACUCCAACGAGCUGUCGGAUGGAGACCUGGAGGUGGACUGUCUGACUGAGGAGGAAAUGAACCCGCUGGAUGGUAGCAGCACCUCGGGGAGCUCCACAGCUACCAGCAACACAGAAGAAAACGAUAUCGAUGAGGAGACCAUGUCCGGAGAGAAUGAUGUGGAUUUCAUUGGGAACCUGGAGAUAGAAGAAGGAGAGCUUCCUGAGGACCUGGCUGGAGCCACUGGUGGACCCGGCUCCGGUGUGCGCCCCCUCCCUCGCGGCGGCGCCGGCCGCAGCCCCGGCGGAGCGGCGUCCGGCGGCGCCGCGGGGCCGGCCAGCAGCAGCAGCCUGCUGGAGAUCGACCCGGUCAUCCUCAUCCAGCUGCUGGACCUGAAGGAGCGCAGCAGCGUGGAGUCUCUGAAGGAGCGGGAGCGGCGCCCCCAGGUGGUGCGGCGCUCCGCCCCCGACUCGGGCGUCCUCAUCCGCCUCAAGGCCCAGAUGGCCGAAGUCCGCAGCAAGAUGUCCGACGUCAAGAGCCAAGUGCUGGAGGCGCGGGGGCCGGGGGAGGCCAGGCCCUGCCCGGCCCCCGGGCUCUUCGGGGGGGAGGAGAUGCUGCCUCACCCCAGCGACUCAGAGAUGGCCGCCUGCCGGAAGGCCAGCGAGCUGGACAUGGCGGGGAGGGCAGCUGCUGCCCGGUCCAGGCCCUGCCGCCCCGCCAGGAAGUCUUUGUCCCCGGUCCUGGACAGAGACAGUUCUCUGGUCAUGAAGAAGAGGAGGCCAGAGGAGAUGGAUGAAGAGCUGAGAGGGGCCGAGGAGCUGGUCCUGCAUCCUAAAGACGGGAUCGGAGGAGCAGAGGGAGUGCUGAAGGCCGAGGCCAUCACGGGCCCCCUGGUGACCCUGGUCAGCUGCUCGUCGGAGCAGGCCCCCCCCCCCCAGCCGCCGUACCCCGGGGAGCAGCAGCCGUACGGGGGCUCUGCGUCCAGGGACGAGGUGUUCUCGCUGGGGGGGGGCGGCCAGAGCUGCAGCAGCAGGGCUCUGGGGGCGGCCAUGCUGGACUGUGAGGCGGAAAGCUCCGGAAACUCCCAUCAGUCUCUGCUGGAGGCCGUCUCUGCAGAGCCUCAGUCAAACGAGGGCCGGUCUCCGUCUGUUCUGGUAGCAGCUACGAGCAGCGACAGCGACACGGACGACGAGGCCCAGCAGAGCAGCAACUCCCGCUACGACAACCACACCCCCCCCUGCCCAGGAGAACCGCUCCUGUCUGAGGACGUGAGCCUGCCUGCUGAUAGGUGA
Menidia menidia (Atlantic silverside) is the source of this 3043-nucleotide messenger RNA. Lineage: Eukaryota; Metazoa; Chordata; Actinopteri; Atheriniformes; Atherinopsidae. The record is from the annotation of a GenBank genome assembly.